This is a messenger RNA of Diceros bicornis minor, 1029 nucleotides long. RefSeq names its product stomatin-like protein 3. Gene Ontology annotation, cellular component: plasma membrane. Bases 1 to 558 code for a protein of 185 amino acids. Lineage: Eukaryota; Metazoa; Chordata; Mammalia; Perissodactyla; Rhinocerotidae. The transcript is spliced from 3 exons. The record is from RefSeq and is a predicted model, not a curated record.
AUGCCGCUGGUGGGAACAGCAGUCCUUACUUUAGGAUUCACCCCAGCCAUGAGAGAGCUCGGGAUGCUCAGUGACCUAUCGUGGGCCUUUUCUGGCUCCAUGGCAGACAGUUCUAGGCAGGAGAAGGGAGUUCUAGGUUCUGCUCCCACAAUCCUCACCAGAGACUCUGCGACUACUCAAGUGGAUGGAGUUGUCUAUUACAGAAUCUAUAGUGCUGUCUCGGCCGUGGCUAAUGUCAACGAUGUCCACCAAGCUACGUUUCUGCUGGCUCAGACCACUCUAAGAAAUGUCUUGGGAACACAGACCUUGUCCCAAAUCUUAGCUGGCAGAGAAGAGAUCGCCCAUAACAUCCAGACGAUACUUGAUGAUGCCACCGAGCUGUGGGGGAUCCGAGUGGCCCGAGUGGAAAUCAAAGAUGUCCGGAUUCCUGUGCAGUUGCAGAGGUCCAUGGCAGCUGAGGCCGAGGCCACCCGGGAAGCAAGGGCCAGGGUAAGGGCUACUCCGUCUACACUGGAGGGCAAGCUGGCUCACCUUGGAGCAGACGAGGAUAGAGCUUGAAUGGAAAAUCAGGCUCCCUUAAUUAUUUUGAUAAGAAAAGUGUUUCUGUUUUACAGUUUUGACUGAGAAUUGCCCCCUGAUUUAAAAGGUAAUGGGCAGCCUAACGUACUUCGAGGAAGCUUGGUAACAGGUCUUGGGUCAAGGGGGCACUCGGCAACUUGCUCAGUGACUUAGCAAGGUGAGUCCCAACUCUGGCUGCACAUGAGUUUCCUAGAGAGAAUUGAACUCAGCAAACACCAGUUCCCAGGCCUCACCUCAGACUCGGUGAGCAGAGUCCCAGUGGGCCCAGGAACCUGCAUUUUUAUAAAGCUGGUGAUUCUGAUGUAGCCAACUUUGUGCUCGUCUUUUGAGCAUCUUUGUUCUAAUGUGUUAAGUGUACUGGAUGAAAAGAGGGAUGAUUAAGUACAAUCCAGGUUAGAAUUACAAAAUGUAAGCACACCCUGGCCUCGAGUGUUCUUGCAUCUGUGGGAU